UUCCACUCUGCUCAUCUCGACUCUGCCUGGUUGAAGAAAAUUUGCUGCAUGUGAUUAGGUCGCAUGGUUAUGAGUUCAAAUACGCACUUGCUUGACCUUUGAGUUUUUUGCAUUGAGGGAUACUUAGGUUUGUUGAGACAGGCGUAUCCAAGACAAUGUUGCAGGUGAUUUUUCGGGUUGCUCCUUUGCUCCUUCUGUUGGUGGUCUGGUGUGCUGCACUGGAAGAAGCCCAAACUAAAGGUUGCAUUUGUGGAUACCCUGGAAUACCAGGGGACCCCGGGCACAACGGCAUACCUGGCAGAGAUGGGCGAGAUGGAUUAAGCGGUGAAAAGGGUGAUAAAGGUGAAGUUGGUCUAACUGGUCCAGCAGGCAGUAAUGGCCCCAAGGGAGACAAAGGGGAGCUUGGUGCCGUCGGCCCAGCAGGGCUCAAAGGAAAAAGGGGAGAUAAUGGAGAGCGGGGCCCUCCUGGGAAGAUGGGGCCCCAAGGAGUCUCCGGACCCAUAGGCCUGAAAGGGAAUAAAGGAGAGCUUGGGCUGCCUGGACCUAAGGGGCCUAAAGGUGAUUUGGGGGCUCCUGGACCAGAGGGUCAAAAGGGGGAAAUUGGUCUUCAAGGUGACAGAGGCUUUCAGGGACCACUGGGACCCCCGGGCAGGCCAGGCCCAAAAGGGGAAAUUGGUGUUCCAGGCCACAAAGGCAGCAUCGGAUAUCGUGGGGAAAGGGGGUCUCGAGGAGAUAAGGGUGAUAAGGGCGACAAGGGAGAAGAACUUGUUAUCUCUAAAAGUGCCUUCUCAGUGGGACUCACAGCACUAACUAAACUCCCAGCAGCCAAUGCACCAAUCCGGUUUGACAAGAUCAUUUACAACCGACAGAAUCACUACGAUCCACAAACAGGAAGAUUCACGUGCUCCGCAGCAGGGGCCUACUAUUUCACCUACCACAUCACCGUCUUCUCCAGGAACGUGAAGGUGGUUCUCAUGAAGAAUGGGGUAAAGAUCAUCCACACCACGGACAACUACCAGAGCAGCGAGGACCAGGCAGCAGGGGGCGCUGUGCUGCACCUGGAGGUGGGAGAUAAAGUGUGGCUGCAGGUGGCUGGAGGAGAGUUAUUCAACGGACUCUUUGCUGAUGAAGACGAUGACACUACUUUCUCUGGAUUUCUAAUCUUUGCAUCUUGAGGAUUUUGUCAUUUCUUGUAUAUUAUUUCAAGUUAGUACAUACAUAUCUACAUUUACUGUAUGUAUAUACCUCUAUACAUAUAAAUACACACACAUAUUGCAUAUAUGUGCUGGUGAAGAUGACACCUUUUCCUCUGGAUUCUUAAUCUUUACAUCUUGAUAUUUUACUAUGUCUAGUAAUUAAUUUUGGUAUACAUGCAUAUCUGUAUACACGUGUGUGUAUACAUACACAUAUAUACAUAUAUGUGCUGGUGAAGAUGCUGACACUAACUUCUCUGGAUUUUCUAGUGUGUAUACAGGUAAAUAUGUUUUAUAUCUGAUGACCAUGUGCUUUGUUCCAUCUAUCACUGGGGUAGCUUUUAUUGGUCUGUAUUUGCAGUGGCAAGAAGUUGUUUCCGCAUUCAUGAAAGUAUAAUUAAACACACACACACAAAUACUCACACACGUAUGAGCUGAUUAGGAUGAUGACAUUCUCUGGAUUCUUUGCUCCUUGAUCAUUUUGUUAUGUCUAGUACAUAUGUGUCACAUAACAUGUAAAUACACUACACUGUAUACACUCACACACAUGUUUAACACAUAUGCAUAGGUGCAUGCAUAUAUGACACAAUAAGAUGGUAAAUUUA
Messenger RNA from Paralichthys olivaceus (Japanese flounder), 1798 nucleotides. It is a transcript of the gene c1qtnf9, whose product is annotated as C1q and TNF related 9. Gene Ontology annotation, molecular function: protein binding. The record is from RefSeq and is a predicted model, not a curated record. NCBI's taxonomy places the organism in Eukaryota, Metazoa, Chordata, Actinopteri, Pleuronectiformes, Paralichthyidae.